Messenger RNA from Mustela erminea (ermine), 3897 nucleotides. It is a transcript of the gene ZNF821, whose product is annotated as zinc finger protein 821. Gene Ontology annotation, cellular component: nucleus. Gene Ontology annotation, biological process: regulation of transcription by RNA polymerase II. Gene Ontology annotation, molecular function: RNA polymerase II cis-regulatory region sequence-specific DNA binding; DNA-binding transcription activator activity, RNA polymerase II-specific. The record is from RefSeq and is a predicted model, not a curated record. NCBI's taxonomy places the organism in Eukaryota, Metazoa, Chordata, Mammalia, Carnivora, Mustelidae. The transcript is spliced from 7 exons. Bases 1338 to 2576 code for a protein of 412 amino acids.
UUUUUUAAAGAUUGGAUUUCACCUUUUUUUUUUUUUUUCAUGCUCAAGUCGGUGGUGUGUUCUGGAAGCUGCAACCUAACACCUGUGGGAGAGCAGGGAUAAUGUUAAGGGGAGAUGUUGGCCCCCCUCCAAAGGACUCAUAACCUCGGUCGAAAGACAAAGCUUCCUUCCUUUUUAUAUAGAACCCCUUGUAAACCUGAAUCUCACUGUUUACCUUUCUUCCUGUCCCGUUUUUUCUUCCAGAUGGUGAUGUUCAGGCGGCUCUCCAUUUACAUUUUUGUGUUGGUUUUAGAUUCGGGUUUGGGAGCUGAGGCAGUGUUAAAAGUAAAACUGAAUGCGUGAUCUUUAAGGCAAUGUGUCUAUGAAUUUUAGCUUUUACUGCCUAUAAAACUGUUGUCUAACUUCUGAGAUCUUGCUGUAGUGUCAAGAAUGCACUUACAUUGCUGUUUAUGUGUGUGUGUACUUUCUGUUUUUUUAUUUUCUAGAGUCCACGACUCCACGGACUUUCUUUUUUUGAGGGAGGAAGGGGUGUUUUACUGUUUUUCCCCUUAAUCCUUCAGGUGUGAAGUCCCAUUGGGUACCAUCUGGUCAGUUCCCCAUUCGGCCACUAGGAGGAUUGUGAAGUGGAGUGGACACUGCCUAUUUAAAUAUGCAGAUACUCAUCUGUGUUUCUGACUUGUAGCUUUAGUAUUGAACUGUUGCCUCACCAAGAUGAUCUGAAUUGAGCCUGUCUCAAGUUAUUUGGUCUUCAUUCGGAAGGAUCGUCAUUACUUUUAUCUUACAGUUUCAAUUUCUAAUCUUGAUGAAGAGAGAAAAUUUAAAGAUUAGUUAAUAUUUCAUUUUUUCCCUUACAUAAUAGGCGUAGCUCUGCAAAUUUUAGGAAAAAAUGAUAGACAACCUGCAUUUUAUUCAACUUUCUACUUUGUGAUUCCACAGAGUUAUAGGAAAAGACCCAAAGUGAAUAUGCCUUCAUUGCUUCCAUUAAUAAAGUAACUACUUGAUUAGAAAGAAAUGACCUAGGAAAACAAAACUUAGAACACAAAUACAUACUGCCCUUUAACCAGUUAACAUUGAUUUAUACUGUAUGCAUUUGGAGUUGGGGUUGUUGGUUGUUUUUUGUUGUUGUUGUUGUUUAAUUUAAGGUCUGAAAAAGAACUAUGUUUGAUAUGCAGAUAUGAUAGAAGACUGCCCGAAAGCUGCUUCCUUUGCCACUUCCUGUGGAGGCCUGUCUUUGCCAUUUGCGGUUUCUUUCUUCUUUUGGUCAGCAUCCUGCAAGGAGGUAGUAACAUAUCCAGUUGUGAAACUGGGAAAGGCCAGAGCUCUCAGAUCAGGGAAACAUGUCCCGUCGGAAACAGACAAAUCCGAAUAAAGUUCACUGGGAUCAAGUAUUUGCUGGGCUAGAAGAGCAAGCCCGCCAGGCGAUGAUGAAAACUGAUUUUCCUGGAGAACUUGGCAGUCAGCGACAAGCUAUCCAACAACUAAGAGAUCAGGACUCCAGUAGCAGUGACAGUGAGGGUGAUGAAGAGGAGACCACACAAGAUGAAGUCUCUUCCCACACAUCAGAGGAAGAUGGAGGGGUGGUCAAAGUGGAAAAAGAGUUAGAAAAUACGGAACAGCCUGUUGGUGGGAAUGAAGUGGCAGAGCACGAGGUCACAGGGAACUUGAAUUCUGACCCUUUACUUGGACUUUGCCAGUGUCCCCUGUGCCAGCUAGACUGUGGGAGUCGGGAGCAGCUGAUUGCUCAUGUGUACCAGCACACUGCGGCAGUGGUGAGCGCCAAGAGCUACAUGUGUCCUGUCUGUGGCCGGGCCCUAAGCUCCCCGGGGUCCUUGGGUCGUCAUCUCCUAAUCCACUCGGAGGACCAGAGGUCUAACUGUGCUGUGUGUGGAGCCCGUUUUACCAGCCAUGCCACGUUUAACAGUGAGAAACUCCCUGAAGUACUUAAUAUGGAAUCCCUACCCCCAGCCCACAGUGAGGGUCCCUCCAGUGCUGAGGGAAAGGACAUUGCCUUUAGCCCUCCCGUGUACCCUGCUGGAAUUCUGCUUGUGUGCAACAAUUGUGCUGCCUACCGUAAGCUACUGGAAGCACAGACCCCCAGCGUUCGCAAGUGGGCCCUACGCCGACAGAAUGAGCCGUUGGAAGUACGGCUACAGCGUCUGGAACGAGAGCGCACAGCCAAGAAAAGUCGGCGGGACAAUGAGACCCCAGAGGAGCGGGAAGUAAGGCGCAUGAGGGACCGUGAAGCCAAACGCCUGCAGCGCAUGCAGGAGACAGACGAGCAGCGGGCACGCCGGCUACAGCGGGAUCGGGAGGCUAUGAGGCUGAAGCGGGCCAAUGAAACCCCAGAGAAGAGGCAGGCCCGGCUCAUCCGGGAGCGGGAAGCCAAGCGGCUCAAGAGGAGGCUGGAGAAAAUGGACAUGAUGUUGCGAGCUCAGUUUGGCCAGGACCCUUCUGCCAUGGCAGCCUUAGCAGCCGAAAUGAACUUCUUCCAGCUACCUGUGAGUGGGGUGGAGUUGGACAGCCAGCUCCUGGGCAAGAUGGCCUUUGAAGAGCAGAACAGUGGCUCUCUGCACUGAACCCGCCUGCCCUCCUGCUCACCCAGGUCCACAUGGAUCUGUGCUACAGCCAACUCACAAGGCCUUGUCCUUACUGCCAGAGGAAGGCCUGGGUUGGCUGCAGGUGGACCUAAGCACCUCUUGCAUGUGGGAGCAGGAUGAUGGGGUCAGCAGGGAGCCGGAUUAAGGCAGCUCUGGACGAGGGAGUAGGCACUCCAGGGAACUGGACUCCCAGCCCAAAGCUGCAGGGCAUGCUUAUAGGACUAUGGGGCCCAGUGCGGCCCACGGAGUUGUGAGGGCAAAUAAAUUAAUUUUAUCUUUACUGGCCUUUUUCUGCUUUUCUCUCCAUUUCAUUCUAGCAAAUGAAGUGAUCUAGGAGAGCCCUGGGUGGAAAUUUUAGGCAGGGACUUCUGGCAGAUUGUCUUCUGAAGGGAGGGUGCUCCUCAUUUUAGGCGGCCCAGAGAUCCCUUGUUUGGGCCUUUACAGGUCAGUGAGGCAUAACUAUGACAUUAAAGAAAGAACGGAUGCUAACUUUGUGGGUCCAUUCCCACAACCCUAAUGAAGAUCAUCUAUGGUCCCAAAAGCCACUUAAACCUAGCUUACCUUUUCCAAACUCAGAAGUAGACGCCUUUUCUCCUAGCUGGCAUUUUCUAAAGAAAUGCAGUAUUCAGGCUAGGUAUUGGCUACUUUUCCCAGCAGAUUUUGGUUUGUCAAACUUUAAAAACUCUAUCAUAGAUAGUAGUCACCUUCAUUUAGGAAUAUGUUCAUAGAAACAGCUCUAAUACUAAGGUCUAUAGUACUGAGGAGCUCUCAUUGGAGAAAAGAGAUGAUCCAUCUUUUUCUACCCCAGAGCCAAGAUAGGAUAAUACCCAUUGAGAAAAAUCCAGAAUUAAGGUGAGACGAGAGCUCAAGUUGACAGUGGUCAAAGCCAGAGCAAAAUGACAGUUUGUAUGUCUGCCAAGCCAAGGAGGAGACAAGAGCUGAGGUCAUUUCUAAAAAGUGUCUGUGAUGGUACAGAACAAGUACAGAAUUUUCCUUAGCCUGCACCAAAGAUUGUGUACAGUUUAGAUAAUUAUAGAUCUCGAGGUCCAGAAGGAAGUGCCCUAGUUAACUUGUAGCCAGAAAAAUAACUAUGCCAGGAAUGUGGACCUCUUCCAAUAUCAUCACAAGGAAACUUGGACUCCUCUCUGACCUCCAUAGGUUUAAGGCUAUUUAAUAGUGUUAACUGACCCCCUUCCCACCACUGAGCUACGGUUAAUUCCUACCAAGCAAGCUGAAAGAUUUCUGUUCUGGGAAAAUAAAAAUCUUAAUAAGCUUAUUCAAAAGUACUGGACAUUUGAAA